AUGUCUCGUGUUACUGCUCCCGUCGUCAAGCUCACCCGCGCCUUGAGCUCCACGACCGCAGCUCGUGCCGCCAACCCGCUCCUCGACGCUUCGGCUUACAAUGCCGGCGCCGUGCUGAUGCCAAAGUACGCAGAGCUCCUGCGCGGUCGCAGAAAUACCAUCGAGAUGUCCGAGUCUUCUCGAACCCUCACCACCACCCACCGUCCUACUCCUCAGCCCUCCAUCGCCAACCGCGCCAAGCCUCUGAUGCAGACCUUCUCCAGCGUCGCAUCCUCAACCUCAACUCCCGCUGCGCACCUUGACGCCGCUGUCCUCCCGGCCUUUAGCAGCUUCAACUCUUCCUCUUCAUUCGCAGAUGCCCUCCCCCGCAUGCCCCUUCUGCCCGACAACUACGGCGCCGCCCACCCCGCGCCUGAUGCCGAUCUGCCGGUUUCCAUCCCCAGCUCGUCCAUCGUCGCGGUUAACCCGGAUAACGUUGUCCCUGCCACACCGCUCUCUUCAUUAAGCGGCGUUCUGGACACGGUUGAGCUGAAAUUCGUGCAUGACCAGCCUGCUUCUCCUGCCGCUCAGGAAGAGAGCCAGGGCAUGAUCCGGGAUCUGUGGAAGGGCAUGGUCGAGGAUGUCUUUGGCUCAAAUCAGGCCGUCCCUAAAUCACAUUAG
Molecule: messenger RNA, 660 nt
Organism: Trichoderma asperellum CBS 433.97
Lineage: Eukaryota; Fungi; Ascomycota; Sordariomycetes; Hypocreales; Hypocreaceae
Source: RefSeq, a predicted model, not a curated record